Myripristis murdjan (pinecone soldierfish) is the source of this 1686-nucleotide messenger RNA. RefSeq names its product endothelin 1 (gene edn1). Bases 128 to 733 code for a protein of 201 amino acids. The record is from RefSeq and is a predicted model, not a curated record. Gene Ontology annotation, molecular function: endothelin A receptor binding; endothelin B receptor binding; hormone activity. The transcript has 5 exons. Gene Ontology annotation, cellular component: extracellular region. Lineage: Eukaryota; Metazoa; Chordata; Actinopteri; Holocentriformes; Holocentridae. Gene Ontology annotation, biological process: intracellular calcium ion homeostasis; regulation of systemic arterial blood pressure by endothelin; vein smooth muscle contraction.
UGGGGACGCAAACUGAAGCUCUGCUCUUUGGUUUCCCGCUGGAAUUUGCCACUCGAGGAUUAUUGAUUUUCGUGAACAUUUUUAAUCUAAAAGGAUAAAGGAAAUUUAAAAUUAAAAAAGAAAAAAAAUGGAUUUACACUUUUUGCUUUCCAUGUUGUCAGUGAUGUAUUCUGGGAUUUUGCACACAGUCCUAUCAGCACCAGCUGGCGAGACACCCGCUGCCCCCGCUGCCACCCCGGGGCGCCAUGUGAGGACCAAGCGCUGCUCCUGCGCUACGUUCCUGGACAAGGAGUGUGUCUACUUCUGCCACCUGGACAUCAUCUGGGUCAACACACCUGAACGCGUGGUCUCUUACGGACUGGGAAACGCGCCGAGGAUGAGGCGCGCGGUCGCCGACUCCAUGGCAACCGACUCGGGGCUUCGCUGCAAGUGCCUCCGUGAAAACGACCAAACCUGCACCAGCUUCUGCCAUGUGGAAAAGCCCCUCAGAUAUAAGACUUCGCCAGACAAGGUGAUCCUCUCUGCCGAGGGCGAUGAUUGUGCUGAGGCGCAGUGCAAACACAGGCUGGCAGCCAAGGCGGGCUGGAUUAAAAGGAUGAAGAAUGGCAGGAAGAGACCGCUGUCGCCUUCAGCGCUCAGGGCUGUGCUGAAAACACAUCUGCUGCUGGAGAAGUGGAGGGUGAGACAGCGCCACAGGACAAGAGCCUGGGAGGGGGAGAGCACAGCUUCCUAGAGGAGACGGAUGACCUGCACACCUUGUCAGACAUAGAGGGAAGGGAUUUCAUGCAGCAUGGAACCUCUCUCCAGCCAUCUGCCAUUAGGGGGCCAUGUGCAGCGGCCCCUCAGAAAGGCAUUGGACAGUCCACACAAGGCCAGCGAACUGAAACUCCAUGUUGGCUUCAGCAGCUGUGGUGUUAUGAAGUGUCUGCUGCUGGUAGUGCACAGUGCAUUUUACCACCAAGCUGGUUUUGCACCCCAGAGAGAUGACACCAGGUCAGAGACAAUCCAGGGCGUUCAGGUGGGAGAGAUAAGCUGAACUGAAGACUUGACCCUGGCUUACUAAACCAAGGACUUUCACUGGUCUUUUCAGGUGUCAUGGUCAUAUGAGAGGCUCUCUGGUCAGUGUCUGUAUGGCGUCACUCCUUCAAACCCAAAAGACCAUCAAGUGGAAUUUCACAACACUGACUUUCACUGGGAGAACUGACUAAUUUUAAUUCCUCUAAGCCUACUGCAGAAAAUGAAUCUCUGGCAUGAAUGGAUGAGGCUGUUCUACUUACAUUUCAACAUACCAAUAUGCUCUCCUGUGCAUUUGCAUUGAGACACUGUCAGGCUGUCUAUUGUAUAUGAUUAUGUGCUUUGUCAUCGUCGUGCGCAAGUUGUUUUGUAAUUGACUGAAACCAGUUACUGCAUUUACAUAACACAGGACACAGGUCACUGUAACUAUGCAAUAGCUCUUGGGAGUUUUUCUUGCUGACGUCAAACUCAUCUAUCAUCACAGAUUUCUCUACAUAUAUUGUAAUUUAAUUCUUCACUAAAUAUUUUAUGCACAUUGUUGCAAGUAUGUGCUUUGUUUUUAUUUAUUCAUGUUUACUGGCCAUAUUGGUCCAUUGUGUCAUAUUUUGCUUUGUCAUUUCAAUGAAAUGUGUUCUCAUCAAAAUGCCAAAUCCUGGCAAACCUAUUGACAAA